This is a messenger RNA of Racocetra persica, 146 nucleotides long. The record is from the annotation of a GenBank genome assembly. NCBI's taxonomy places the organism in Eukaryota, Fungi, Glomeromycota, Glomeromycetes, Diversisporales, Gigasporaceae.
UACAAAACCAGAAAUUUAACCAUGGACUUUUAGAAACUGAUUAUCCCCAAGGUUUGGGUGGUGACAGCGGGGUCGUUGAGAUAUUGCCUGCCCGCUUGGCGGUUGGUAUUGAGGCGGUUAAUGGCUUCAGUUUUGUUCGUGGCUAA